AUGGCUGCAAUGCGCUCUUUGAUGGUUGCAAGCAGCGUCGCCUUUGCAUUGGCGUGCCAAGAUGUGUACCGUGUCAGUCGCGAUGCGUAUAUGCGAUCGAUGUGGGGCGUUUCCAUUGGCGGUUUGGCAGUGGGAAUCCUGGCGAUCGUCCUGACGUCACUGCCUUUGUGCCGUGGUGUCUUGAAGCAGCAUGGGAAGGUGCUUGCUGCCAUUAGCAUCGUUCUGGGGGUGCUGGCUAUGUUCUUUCCGCUCUUUGGAGCACUGGUCUCGUGCGCGCCCUUCGUGGAUGCAGCAUGCAACGAUGCUUGCACUCCAUGCACAGAUGAGGAAAAGAAGAUCUGGGCCAGUGCUUGCCAAACACUUGGCAUCAUCUUCGUCUACUUGGUGGUGUUCGGUUGGGCAGCCUGUGUCCUGGGCGUUGUGGGAGCCAGCCUGGCUUGCUGCGUUUGCUGCCAGUGCUGCAAAGCCAAGCUUGAUGACCCGACGUUGUUGUGGGAACAGCAGCGCCAGCAUGAAGCUCGGCUGAAAAGCUGGGUUGGCAUGAAAGAUACGGGUACCAGAAGAGCGCUAAAAGGCAGUGAUGCCGUGCUGGAGUCAGAUGCUCCCAAUGCCAGGCUUGUCGACAGCAGCUGGCAGUGUCCCGGUGGCAACCGAAGUGUAUUGCAAUUUGUGGGAAGCUUUUUGUCAAUCCUCAAAGCCGUGGUCCCAAUCCGUCUCAAUUCUGGAGAUUUGGUGAUGAAUAUGAAUGUCGACAUGGCUGCAAUGCGCUCUUUGAUGGUUGCAAGCAGCGUCGCUUUUGCAUUGGCGUGCCAAGAUGUGAACGGUUUCGAUCAGGAUGCGUAUGCUGCAUCGCUGUGGGGAGGUUCCAUUGGCGGUAUGGUAGUGGGAAUCCUGGUGAUCGUCCUGAUGUCUCUGCCUUUGUGCUGUGGUGUCUUGAAGCAGUACGGGAAGGUGCUGGGUGCCAUUGGCAUCGUUCUGGGAGUGCUGGCUUUGGUCAUUCCGCUAUUUGGAGCACUGGGCUCGUGCGUGCCCUUCGUGGAUGCAGCAUGCAACGAUGCUUGCACUCCGUGCACAGAUGAGGAAAAGAAGAUCUGGGCCAGUGCUUGCCAAACGCUUGGCAUCAUCUUCGUCUACUUGGUGGUGUUCGGUUGGGCAGCCUGUGUCCUGGGCAUUGUGGGAGCCAGCCUGGCUUGCUGCGUUUGCUGCCAGUGCUGCAAAGCCAAGCUUGAUGACCCGGCGGUGAAGCAGGGCGCCCCACCAGUUGUUGUGGGAACAGCAGCGCCAGCAUGA
This is a messenger RNA of Cladocopium goreaui, 1290 nucleotides long. NCBI's taxonomy places the organism in Eukaryota, Dinophyceae, Suessiales, Symbiodiniaceae. The record is from the annotation of a GenBank genome assembly.